Gossypium raimondii (Peruvian cotton) is the source of this 2808-nucleotide messenger RNA. RefSeq names its product putative phospholipid:diacylglycerol acyltransferase 2. Gene Ontology annotation, biological process: lipid metabolic process. The record is from RefSeq and is a predicted model, not a curated record. The transcript has 6 exons. The coding region runs from base 476 to 2554 and encodes 692 amino acids. NCBI's taxonomy places the organism in Eukaryota, Viridiplantae, Streptophyta, Magnoliopsida, Malvales, Malvaceae. Gene Ontology annotation, cellular component: cytoplasm.
UUCAAUAUCACUAAACAAAUUUUGUUAUACCUUUUUCCGUCUUCCACCUAUCUAUGUAUAUACAAUCCCUCCCUCCGAUUCCACACCCACCUUCCUUCUCUUUCACUACCCAUACUUACAUUCUCUAAAAACCUAUGCCAGAAGAAGCCCAUCUUAUAUUUUGUUUCUUAUCUCUGUGAGUCCCUGUUUGUUUCUUACCCACUUUUCAGGCUCACCCAUAUCUUCUUCUUCUUCAACAAGUGUUCUUUUCCCCUUUCAGUAACGCACAAUCUUUAAUUAAAAGCUCACCACAAUUCUCUCACCUUUAUAAUAAUUCACUUGUCUGUCUACACUUGUAUUUUUAUAUUAGUGAGAAGUUCUUGCUCUUACAUUGUUUGUAAUGUUUUCAUGUUUUUUGAGUUUUCCCCUUUGAUGGAUAGCUUUUGUUGUUGUUGUGCUUUUCGGUGAAUUCUACGAUUUUUAUUGUCUGUCGGAAAUGGCCUCUGUUCUAAGGUUUAGGAAACUAUGCUAUGUAGAGUCAGCGGUUAAGUGUACUUCAGUGGGGUAUGAAUCUUUUGAGAUUGAUGAAAAACUCGACGAGAAGGAAGAGGAUGUCCUUUCUGCUAACCACUUUGCCUUGGAAAUCAACAAGAAGAGAAAACAACCUAAGAGGCAACCAAAAGAAUGGAGGUGCUUAGAUUCUUGCUGUUGGAUUAUUGGUUACCUUUGCACCACUUGGUGGCUCCUUUUGUUCUGCUACCACUGCUUGCCGGUUACAUUGCUUCGGGUUCCUGAAUUACCGGGCCCCGGAGUGAGGCUUAAGCGUGAAGGCUUGACGGCCCUUCACCCUGUCGUUUUAGUCCCUGGCAUUGUCACCGGUGGCCUAGAGCUUUGGGAAGGCAGGCCUUGUGCCGAUGGUCUGUUUCGUAAACGCCUUUGGGGUGGUGGUAGCUUCACUCAGAUCUUCAAAAGGCCUUUGUGUUUGUUGGAGCACUUGUCUUUGCACUAUGAAACUGGCCUUGACCCACAAGGAAUCCGAGUUCGUGCUGUUCCGGGGCUGGUUGGAGCCGACUAUUUUGCUCCUGGAUAUUUCGUGUGGGCUGUUCUCAUUGAAAAUUUGGCGAAAAUCGGCUAUGAGGGCAAAAAUUUGCAUAUGGCUGCUUAUGAUUGGAGGCUAUCUUUCCAGAAUACAGAGCAGAUUCGGGACCAUGCUCUUACUAGGCUGAAAAGUAAAAUUGAGCUAAUGUAUAUAAGCAAUGGGUAUAAGAAAGUGGUAGCGGUGCCCCAUUCCAUGGGGGUCAUCUAUUUUCUUCACUUCCUUAAAUGGGUUGAAACACCUCCUCCUAUGGGGGGCGGUGGUGGUCCAGGUUGGUGUGCCAAGCACAUCAAGGCCGUCAUGAACAUUGGUCCUGCGUUUCUCGGUGUUCCAAAGGCUGUUAGUAAUUUGUUCUCUGCUGAGGGCAAAGAUGUUUCUUACAUCAGAGCUAUGGCUCCGGGAGUUUUCGAUUCCGAGAUUUUGGGCCUUCAAACAUUUGAACGUGUCAUGCGGAUGGCUCGGACAUGGGACUCCAUCGUGUCAUUGCUGCCUAAAGGUGGAGAGGUCAUUUGGGGAAACAUGGACCGGUCUCCUGAAGAAGGUCAUGUUUGUGACUUCUCCAAGAAAAGCCAUUCUAAGACCUCUCUAACCACAAAUAAUAUCAACAACAGUGACGUUAAGAGAGGCUUCCUAGUCAAAGAUCUUGCUAACUAUGGAAGAAUAAUCUCUUUCGGCAAGCCAGCCUCAGUUUUACAUUCUUCAAAGCUUCCCACUGCUGAUUCAAAGGAAUUUUCGCGAACGAGUACUUCCGAAAAUUUCAAUAACUUUUCGUGUGGAGAGGCAUGGACUGAAUAUGAUGAGAUGAGCAGGCAAAGCAUCCAAAAUGUUGCAGCAGAUAAAGCUUACACAACUACAACUCUUCUUGAUCUGCUUCGGUUUGUAGCACCGAAAAUGAUGAGACGAGCCGAAGCUCAUUUUUCACAUGGAAUAGCUGAAAAUCUUGAUGACCCUAAAUACAACCAUUACAAAUACUGGUCUAAUCCACUUGAAACGAAAUUAUCUGAUGCUCCGGACAUGGAGAUAUAUUGCAUGUAUGGUGUCGGAAUUCCGACUGAACGAUCAUACGUGUACAAGCUAUCACCUAACAGUAGGUGCAAAAGCAUUCCAUACCAGAUUGAUAACUCAGUCCACGGAGAAGAUGGUAGCUGCUUGAAAGGUGGAGUCUAUUUCGCAGACGGGGACGAGAGUGUACCGGUUCUAAGUGCCGGCUUCAUGUGUGCGAAAGGUUGGAGAGGACGAACCCGGUUCAAUCCAUCUGGUAUUGCCACAUACAUCAGGGAGUACCGGCACAAGCCGCCAACUAGUCUGAUGGAAGGGAGGGGGAUCGAGAGUGGGUCACACGUCGACAUCAUGGGAAAUUUCGCUCUGAUCGAAGACAUAAUGCGUGUUGCAGCUGGUGCCACCGGGGACGAGAUAGGAGGCGAUCAGAUUCACUCCGACAUCAUAAAGAUGUCGGAAAGAAUUAACCUUGGGCUAUGAUGAGAGUAAGAAAAAAUGAGGAGUGCCUAACAAGUAGUAACCAACAAAAUGGAGUAAAACUAACAUGGGGAAAUAAAGGAUGAGCUGAAAAAAGGCAACCCAGAUAAAAGGGUGGGUUGAUGAGGUAGAGAAAUUCGUAACGUAUGGUGGUGAUUUUGAGAGAAAGGUGCAUAAAAUGGGGUAUUCAAUUUUCUUGUAAUGUUGUAAUUUUCCGACUUGUUUCCCCUGUAAUCAAAUAAUAAGUGUUCUACUUA